This is a messenger RNA of Calliphora vicina (urban bluebottle blowfly), 2919 nucleotides long. RefSeq lists its product as uncharacterized. Gene Ontology annotation, cellular component: extracellular matrix. The coding region runs from base 1 to 2919 and encodes 972 amino acids. The transcript is spliced from 5 exons. Lineage: Eukaryota; Metazoa; Arthropoda; Insecta; Diptera; Calliphoridae. The record is from RefSeq and is a predicted model, not a curated record.
AUGUCCUGGCUCAGGAGUUUAUAUUUCCAUGGAGUGUUGUUAUUAUUCGCCCAUUUAGUCUGGGCUGAUGUUAUAGUGCAAUUGAAUAUAAAUCGUCCCAUUAAUGAUGUCAGUGAUAAAUUUGUUAGUUUUACCAUGAAACCAGAGGAUUUAUAUAAGGCCUUAGAUGGUUCUAAUAGAAAAACUAUAACACGCAUGGCCUCCAUGUUGAGCCAUUCUCAUGUUAAAUUUGUGGGUGAUUAUUAUUUUGCGGCCAAGACCGAAGGUAUACGUUUAAGAAAUCCAACAAAAAUUGUUUGGAAGGGCUUCAAUAAGUGGACCAAAGCCGUCAAUUGGUCUAUGAUUAUACCGGUGCCAUAUAAACCCGACAAUUGGGAUGCCAUGCAGGCUUUGAAAAUUUUAGAUACUUCACAGAUGGUGGGUAUUGAUGAGGCUAUCUGGCAGUUGGGCACUGAUUUCGGUUCUUCCCGUGCGGCGGACUAUGUAAGCGAACUGAAGACCUUUAAUUUAAUGGUGGAGUCAUUUAAACAAUCUGUUACCAAUUGGCAAACUAUGGGUGCCGAUAUUUCGGCUGGUAGUAGUCCGGAUGAAACGCGUCGUUAUGUGGAGAUGUCUAGGGAUUUGAAUGCGGCUUAUGGUUGGAUUCAAUCCGAAGAUAUGUUCUCAAGCAACAGUGUAGGAUCCCCCAUAUCCGACCGAGAUCCUGCUCUUAAAGUCUUAUUUAAAGCAAAUGUUCCCGUUUGGCUGUCGCUGCCCAAAAAGAAAGUCCUCUCAACACAUCUGGAUGAUGAGGUCAUUGAUGGACUUAACUGGGCUCAGACAAUGGGUGAUGCUGCCAAUUUGGGUUUCGAAUCCAUAUUUAAACCUCUCAGCCUAGAUGAUUUGGAAAAACCCAAGUAUGGCUUCUAUGUAACGGCAUUGUUCAAAAAGAUAAUGGGCUCUCGUGUUUAUCCCGCCCGACCUUUGGGUGUGUUUGGUCGCAACAAUAAAUUGUAUACCCACUGUGCCAAUAUGGUAUCGGGCGGUCUAGCUUUUAUGGUGACCAAUAAGCAGGAGCAACCAUUACAGAUAACUGUUAGAUCCAUGAACAAACUACAAGAUUCAGAGGUAUGGCAAUAUGCCCUGACCAUGUCCAAUGGUCAUGUUAUGCUAAAUAAUAAAAAGUUGUGGGUGAAUUCUACCCUAAUGCCUGAGAUCAGAAGGAAACACACCAAAUCAAUGUUGCAAUUGAAGAUGCCCGGUUUGUCGGUGAGUUUUUGGGUUUUGCCCAAUGCCAACUUGGAACACUGUCAAUUUACUGAAGUCGAGACACCGGUGGUGCCAGCUGAGGAGACCAAUCAAAAAAUUAAACGUUAUUCAUCCACCGAUCGCUUGUUAAAGGAACUAAUUAAAGAAUCGUCCAAACCUCCUCUCUCACCCUUGGCCAGUCUUAUUAGAAGACAUCGCAGAUCAGUGGAUACAGAUGCAGACAGAUUUAAACGCUUUAUUUUAGAAGGCUCAAGGGAUGAGGUUAAACCUUUGGCCAAUUUUGCCGGAAACAUUGUACAAGAAAUGAAGUCGCCGCUUAAAAGGGAUAUUUUUUCACCAGACCGCAGAAUUUCAGCCAUAAAAUGGUUAAGCAACAUCUUUAAAGAACCCCUAAGUUUGGAUUUGCCAUUGCUAAAGAGAAAUGCCCGCCAAUCGGAUGCCCAUUCAGGACCCUUCUUUAUGACUCGUGAUGGUAAAAAGACUGCCUUUACCAAGAAGAUCACGGAGAUUAAAAAACCCGAAAAGAAAGUCAAUAAAUUUCCUGCAGAAGACCAAGAAUUUGAUGAGGAAAAGUUCUUUAAAAAUGUGGGUGCACAGCCCGAGCCAGAAUAUGUUCGUGUACCCGAAGGAGAUGUGUUCCUAAGUAAAAUAGCCUCUCUAGAUGGUGAAGAUACAGAAGAUGAGCUGAAAAUAGAAACCAAAAAGUCCAACAAAGCCAAGGCCCCAACUAAAGAAAUUGUUAGUGAAAUGAAACCAUUGCGUCUCUUGCCCACAGAAUUCUUUGAAGCCUUACCCGCUAGUCCCCUUAAACCUGUGGCCAAUAAGCUCAAUAUUGGUUCUGCCUUGAAUUCCCUGCUUUUCUCGGAUCCCUUCGGCAAGAGCUAUGGCAAAGCUAGCAAAAAUGUAUUUGGCAAAAACUUUGAUCUGAAAGAAGAUCCUAUUGCAACGGAAAUUGUAGAACCGGAAAUCCACAAGGAUUUAGAUAUUGAGGCAGAAACCAAUGAUGAAGAUGAUUUUGUGCAAGCUCAAAUCGAUAUAACCCAAAAAGCCUUAAAAAACAAGGAUGCAAUAGAGGAAGAUGAAGAAAUUGCCGCCAAAGAUGUUGAAGAUUUAUUGGAUGCCACCGAAGAGAGAACCUCGGAAAAAACAAAACCUUUAUAUUCCAAUUUUCUAUCCUCUGAUAGUUUAAAUUUCUUUGGUGAAUCUACCAAAACCGAGGCGGACGAGGAUGUUGAUGUCGAAAACAAAUCUGUACAAACUGACAGCUCUAGCAAUGGUAAAUUUGAGGAAUUACCUUGGUGGGAUCUAUCAGCCAAGCGCUUAAAACGCUCGCUGGACACUCGUUAUUCGGCCGAUUCGUGGCGUAAUAAUAUGAUUAGUAAAGAUGAAGAUCCCAUAACAGCUGCUGAUGAAUUAUCACCAUUACGUUACCGAAAUUUCGAAAAUAAAGUGGAUGAGGUCGUACGCACUACCAAUAAUAAAAAUACAAAUAAAAUCGACGUUGACGAUGAUGGUUCAAUUGGCAAAAGAAUUGUGAAGACUUUUAAGGAACAAGUAACAAAAUUGGUGGAUAUUUUCUCGCAACAUGUCAAUGAAUGGUACAAUACAUUGACGAAACAAUUGGAUAGUAGUGCUGAGGAAACCACUACGGAAGGCAAUCGUAUAGCGUAA